ACUUGCAAGUUUAAUUUAAUACGCUGCAUGUACUUUAGGAAAUUAUUACGAUAAUUGAAGGACAAUCUAUUUAUAGAAAUUUUUGUAUUAUUUCGCUGUUGCUAUUUGUAAUUGGGAUUGGUCUUAAACUUCCCAGCAACGUUUUUGAAUGUUGUUUGUAAUAUAUUGCACAUUUUUAGAGUUUAUGCUCUUAUAUUUGCCUAUUAUAUUGUCAAGUCCGACUUAUUAAGGAAGUCGUGAGAGCUAAUUGUUUAGAGCGACCUAAAAGAUUCGCAGUAUAUACGUAUUUGUAGUGAAUACGCUUUUGGGACGUAUUUGUAGAUUGGGUGUACUGUUUCCAUAGUGUAACGCCGCGUAGGCUUGUAAUCUGUUGCCGACGUUUUUGUAGUGGCAGAUUUUUUCAAAAUGGGUGAGGCAUCGCCCUUCUAAACUAACCCACAAAACAUGUGCGAGGAACGAGUUGUAUGUUUGCAAAGCAUUCUACGCUGUCUUGCAAAUAGAGUUCCAAGAAUUAUACUACAGAGGGCCGAAGAAGUGUAUCCUUCUGUGAGAGAGAUCAUGAACUCUACAAUUAUAAAGAAAGAAUUACGGGGUCCCUUUGGUGAGACAUAUCCAGCCUAUUGUGAUGCAGAUCAGGCCAGGAAUAUAAAAGCUGAAAUUAUCUCAGACACAGAAGAAGAAGAAGAAGAAGAAGAGAAUCCAAUGCCAGUAACAUUUAUAGAAGUAAAGGCAGAACCUGAGAACUUCGGUGACAUGAACCCAACAUCCCCUGAUGCAAAUGAGGCCAUGAAUAUAAAAGCUGAGAAAGUCUCAGACACAGAAAAAGAAGAAGAGGAUGAGGAGGAUCCUAUGCCGAUAACAUUUCUAGAAAUAAAGGCUGAACCAGAGAGUACAUUCACAGAACUUCAAGAGGAGCAGUUUGAUCUGAGAGCACAUCAAGCCAUACAUAGUGGACAGCAGCCGUUUUGCUGUGAUACAUGUGAUAAGUCAUUCAGUCGGGAGCAUGAACUGAAGACACAUCAACACAUACAUAGUAUCGAGCGGCCAUUUUGCUGCGACAUUUGUAGUAAGUCGUUCUGUCGUCCACAUCAUCUGAAGAGACAUCAGCGCAUACAUAGUGGGGAGAGGCCAUUUUGCUGCAAUGUGUGUAGUAAGUCAUUCAGUCGGCACCAUCAUCUGAAGACACACCAACGCAUACAUAGUGGGGAGCGCCCAUUUUGCUGCAGCGUGUGCAAUAAAUCAUUCAAUCAGCAGCAGCAUCUGAAGACACAUCAACGUGUACAUAGUGGGGAGCGGCCAUUUACCUGCAACAUUUGUAAUAAGUCAUUCACUCAGAAGCAUGAACUGAAGACACAUGAACACAUACAUAGUGGAGAGCAACUAUUUUGCUGUGAUGUAUGUAAAAAGUUAUUCAGUUUGAAGAGUGACCUGGAGAGACAUCAACGCAUACAUAGUGGGGAGCGGCCGUUUUGCUGCGACAUAUGUAAGAAAUCAUUCAGUUUGAAGAGUGCUGUGAAGAGACAUCAACGCAUACAUAGUGGGGAGCGGCCAUAUUGCUGCAACAUAUGUAAUAGGGCAUUCAGUUGGCACCAUCAUCUGAAGGCACAUCAACGCAUUCAUAGUGGGGAGCGGCCAUUUUGCUGCGAUGUAUGUAAUAAGUCAUUCAGUCGACAGAAUAUUCUGAAGAAACAUCAGCUCAUACAUAGUGGGGAGCGGCCAUUUUGCUGCGAUGUGUGUAAUAUGUCAUUCAGUUUGCAACAUCAUCUGAAGAGACAUGAACGCAUACAUAGUGAUGUAUGUAGUAAAUCAUAGAGUAGUCUGGAUGGUUUCCUGUAUCAUGCCACAAUGUUGCUUCCUCUAAGUCAAACAGUUUUGCUCUGUGCUGCAUGCUGAUUGUUUUCAGAAUGCUGCAAAAUCCUUGAUGUGCUUGCAGUUUGUAACAUUUUAGACUGAUGUGGGAAAUGAAUUCAUUCCCAUAGUACAAAUGGUCACUGAAUCUGUUUGAGAGUAAACAGACUUGAUGUGCUCUGUAGGUUACAGUGUUUGCUUCAACUGUGGAAACUAGUGAUUAAUACAUCAUAGUUAUUGCUAUGCUCUUCCCUUAUUUACUAUUAGUAAAUUCAUUGAUCAGUUACAAAUUGAUACAUCCUUUUAUUGAGUUUAUUCAAGUAUCUUAUUACAGUUUGGUCAAAUGAACAAAAAUUAUGCUUUAUUGAUCAUUACAGACAAAAUAUAAUUCUAUGGGAUACUUUGUAUAUUAAUUACAGGAAGACAUUAAAAUUUAAGUGUGAUGAUUCUGCUUGUUGAGAACAGUAAUAGUUCACUGGAUUUAGUUGAAAGUAUCAUGAACAAAUUGCAUGCCUCUUUUAACUGUAAACAUCAGAGAGCAAAGAAACUGGUGUGUCACGAGAUGAAAGAAAGUGAAUUCGGUAUGAAGCACUUCAUUCUUUAGAUCUUGAUUACGUUAUAGAGGAACAGGCAACUGAAAAUUGUGAUGUAAGUUUAAAUUUUAAGUAUGGUUUUUAAUAAAAUUAUGUGAUAUCAUUAUUAA
Messenger RNA from Cryptotermes secundus, 2551 nucleotides. RefSeq names its product gastrula zinc finger protein xLCGF3.1. The record is from RefSeq and is a predicted model, not a curated record. Bases 445 to 1812 code for a protein of 455 amino acids. Lineage: Eukaryota; Metazoa; Arthropoda; Insecta; Blattodea; Kalotermitidae. The transcript is spliced from 5 exons.